Molecule: messenger RNA, 1434 nt
Organism: Metarhizium album ARSEF 1941
Lineage: Eukaryota; Fungi; Ascomycota; Sordariomycetes; Hypocreales; Clavicipitaceae
Product: TFIIH basal transcription factor complex, subunit SSL1
Exons: 2
Coding region: 1-1434 (477 amino acids)
Biological process (GO): nucleotide-excision repair; DNA-templated transcription; regulation of transcription by RNA polymerase II
Cellular component (GO): transcription factor TFIIH core complex; transcription factor TFIIH holo complex
Molecular function (GO): zinc ion binding
Source: RefSeq, a predicted model, not a curated record
AUGGCCGAUUCCGAUGGCGAGUUCGUCGCCGACGACAUGUCGGACGAUGAGCUCGUCGACCACCAAGUCACCGACGACGAGGGCCCUUCGGUCCGCAGCAAGCCGUCUCGGCCGAAGCGAAAGCAGAAGCGAAACGGCGAGCAGGCUUGGGAAAAGUCCAAAAGAACGUGGGAAACGAAUCUGCCCGAGGAGGACCAAGAUGGCAUACUCAGCCUGACGCUGCUGGAAGCCGAGAAGCGCCGCCGGCUGAUGCGCGACACGACACCGCUCCAGCGAGGCAUUAUACGGCACAUGAUUCUGGUGCUCGACAUGUCAUUUGCCAUGGCGGAGAAGGAUUUACUUCCCACACGGUACCGGCUGACCAUCAGCCACGCACUGGCGUUCGUCAAGGAGUACUUUGAGCAGAACCCCAUUUCGCAGCUGGGCAUCAUUGGCAUGAGGGAUGGCGUCGCCGUCAGAAUCAGCGACUUGAGCGGGAAUCCCGCAGAGCACAUGGAGCGCCUCAAGGCCGUGGAGGGGCAAGAUCCUCAGGGCAACCCUAGUCUGCAGAAUGCGCUGGAGAUGUGUCGCGGUGCGCUCUUCCACACGCCGUCACACGGGACUCGAGAAGUCCGCAUUAUUUACGGCGCACUGCUGUCGAGCGAUCCGGGAGAUAUCCACGAGACAAUUGCCAGUCUUGUGACGGACAAGAUCCGAGUUUCCAUCGUCGGCCUCUCGGCCCAGGUGGCUAUUUGUGCGGACCUGUGCUCCAGAACAAAUGCUGGCGACGACACCCAGUACAAUGUCGCCUUGGAUGAAGUUCACUUCAGAGACCUGUUCCUCGCCGGCACCACGCCGCCCGUGACGAGGACGGCGGAACAAAACACGGCGAGCUUGCUGAUGAUGGGGUUCCCGUCGCGGACACUCGCACCGGGCGGAGCCAUCAGCUUCUGCGCCUGUCACAGCAAACCACUCAGGGAGGGAUACAACUGUACGAGAUGUUCGGCGCGUGUCUGCCGAUUGCCUGCCGAAUGCCCCGCCUGCGGGCUCACGCUGCUCCUGUCCACGCACCUGGCUCGGUCGUAUCACCAUCUCUUCCCUCUCAGAAACUGGGUUGAGGUGUCCUGGGCCGAGGCGGCAAGGUCAACGGCCUGCUUCUCGUGUCUGGGUCAUUUUCCCGACCCGCCAAAGAAGAAGGUUGAUGGGGCAGAGAAGCCCAAAGACGACACCCGCCAUUCGAAAGCCAAGGGAGUCAGUGAGAGCGGGAGGUAUGCCUGUGAAGUCUGCGGCAACCACUUUUGCAUCGACUGCGACGUCUUUGCACACGAAGUGAUUCACAACUGUCCGGGAUGCCAGAGCGUCGUCCACAAUGACGUGCCGGCGGCAGUAAACGGCAACGGUCACGGUCACGGUCACGGUCAACAGACAAACGGGGCGAUAGAGGUGGGCACGUAG